This is a messenger RNA of Pseudozyma hubeiensis SY62, 1959 nucleotides long. RefSeq lists its product as hypothetical. NCBI's taxonomy places the organism in Eukaryota, Fungi, Basidiomycota, Ustilaginomycetes, Ustilaginales, Ustilaginaceae. The record is from RefSeq and is a predicted model, not a curated record. Bases 1 to 1959 code for a protein of 652 amino acids. The transcript has 3 exons.
AUGAGCUUGGCGGAACACGAGCUCGAUCGUCCUCACCGGUCAUCCGAAUUUGAAACGCUGACUGACGGCUCCAGUGUAUCGGGCGGCUCGAAGCAGGAAUUGAUCGACACACUGUACAGUACCAGAGCGCCGUGCGGUGCUAGUCGUCUUACCUCCCUUGCCGACUACACCGAGCGACUGGGGUGCGACAUCGACACCAGCGACCUCUUGAGCCUCCCCGACCCCACUCCCGUUCCUGUUGACGUGAUCUCGACCUCUGUCGAUCUCGCUGCUGUUGCAACUUCGCUUGCAGCUCAGCAGAGCGUUACUGCCGAUGACAGCGCGCCUACUGUGAUUCCCCUCCGCAAGCGUCAGGGUACUUGCAAGCCAUUCUCUUCGUUCGCAAGCAUCAACUCGGAUCUCACUAAAGCUAGCCCAACUGCUUUCCAGACCUACCCGCCCUGGCAGGCUGCAUCGGGCCCUAUCGGCACCUAUGGCCUCCCCAUCUACGAGGGUGUCAACUCUGUUGGACCGAAGAACGGAUUGCUGAGCGUCAAUGCCUACAGUACCUACGACCCGACCGUCUGCCAGGCCAAGUGCGACAGCUUGAAGAGCUGUGCAUCAUUCGCCAUCUGGCGCGAGCGUGUUCCCACCCAAAAGUACGAUGCUGCUGCUUGCCCAAGCCCUUCUACGGACGCGGCCUACCAGACCAAGUGUCUCUACUACUCCUACAAGCUGGCUGCAACAGAUGCAACCAACAAGGGUCAGUGGACGAACAACGGCAAGUUCAAUGUUGUGCAGACAUCGGUCAAGUUCUUUAACAAGAACAGCUAUGUUCCUGCCGCGGUCGAUGGCUUCUCUGGUCCCACAGGCGACUUUGGUGUUUGUGCACCUCAAGCUAUGACCACCGAUGGUGGCAACGUCUUGACUGCCACGGGCACCUUCCACGUCACUGUUCUUGCCCGUGACCCUGGUCCCAUGACGACUGCCAUCGAUCCUAGCUUCUGCGCAUCCACUUGCAAAGCAAUCACCUCCGGUGGACAGCCCGAUGCCACGUCGGGCAUCAAGGUCAAUUGCAACAUGUUCAGCCUCUUCCUCCUGCGCGCCAAUGGAAAGGAUGCUUGGCAGUGCCAGUACUGGACCAUGGACCUGGAUGCGAGCAGGAACACUGCCUGCAGUCUUAACAAGUUCGUAGUUGCUAGCUGGAACGACAGCAGCACAUUCGGUCUACGCUGCAUCGAGGACUUCAAGAACAUUCCUAUCCGCUCUGAUUUCCAGGCCGAUUCUUAUUCUCUGCAGGAAAGCUCCGACGGCAAGCCCAAUGCUUACAUUGAAUAUGCCUCUGAGAUGGCUGAAUUCACCAGUAGUGACUCAAUCGGCUCUUACUACAUCUUCAACAAGCCAUACUUCUAUCAACAAGAUGCCACCAGACUUGCGGGCGACGGCUUCUUUGGUCUAGUCGGAGCAGAUUACAACGGGGGUGGAUUCACCUGGACUGCCAGCGGCUUUACUUUUGAUCUCGAGUCUGUUGACCUUGGGCGUUGGUUCUUUGACUAUGGAUCGAGCUCGGAUACUAUGCAGCUUCAAGGACUGCGCAAUGGCCAGGUUGUGACGCAGCCAACUCCAGCGUAUCACAUCCCGGGUACAGACAACGAGGAAUGGGUCCACGCUACCGGCCUUCUCAAUCUUGGCUUCAACAACCUUGACGCGAUCCGAAUCCAGUUUGGCGAUGAAACUGGCAGUGCCAUUAAUACUGCCUGGGCCGUCGCCACCAAUCUCGUUCUCACUCGUCACGCUGUGCCAACUACACAGAGUGGACGACGUGGACUGCACACUGUCAGCGCACGCGACGCCGCCAACUCUUCUUCUGGCGGAUCCCAGGCUUUGCCUACCCUCCCGGGCUUUGUCCCCACGGGCAUCGUCUCUCCAAUCUUCAAGAUCGCCUACAAGCCUGACAACGGGACCUCGGCCUCCAACUAA